Molecule: messenger RNA, 3903 nt
Organism: Physeter macrocephalus (sperm whale)
Lineage: Eukaryota; Metazoa; Chordata; Mammalia; Artiodactyla; Physeteridae
Gene: TNS4
Product: tensin 4
Exons: 13
Coding region: 179-2305 (708 amino acids)
Cellular component (GO): focal adhesion
Molecular function (GO): protein binding
Source: RefSeq, a predicted model, not a curated record
CUUACUCCUCACCUGGGCUCUGACAGCCUCUCUCCGUCCCAGGAGCCAGGAGUGAACGCAGGAGUGUCUUGCCUGCCCGGGACACCAGGUCCCAAGAGCUCCUGAUUGGCAAGUGACAUCUGUGGGAUGUGAGGCUGGUUGGAAGCCAGAGGUAAACUGCCAGGUCACUACCCCCACUAUGUCACAGGUGAUGUCCAGCCCCCUGCUGGCAGGAGGCCCCGCAGUCGGCUUGGCUUCCUGUGAGGAACCCAGGAGGGCCCUGCACCCAGCACCCAGCCCCGGCCUGCCGCCCCAGUGUCCUUACUACACCACAGAGGGCUGGGGAGCUCAGGCCCUCAUGGCCCCCAUGCCCUGCAAGGAGCCCCCCAGUAGGCUCCAGCAGGCCCCACAGGCUGGAGCCAAAGCCAGCUGCCUCCUGCAGUCCCCUGGGGAGCAGGCCUCGGGAGCCUUGGAGGACCUUGACUCCUACAUUGACUUCUCGCUGGAGAGCCUCAACCAGAUGAUUCUGGAACUGGACCCCACCUUCCAGCUGCUCCCUCCAGGGCCUGGUGGCCCCUGGGCUGAGCCCACCCAGAGCACUACCUUGAGGAGAAAGAAAGAAGAGCCUGAAGCUUUGGAUAUAAAGUACAUCGAGGUGACCUCGACCAGAUCAAGGUGCCACGACGGCCCCCAGAGCUGCUCCAGCCCGUCUGUCACCCCACCCUUUGGCUCCCCUGGCUGUGGCGGCCUUCUCCUUUCCAGAGACAUCCCCCGAGAAACUCGGAGCAGCAGUGAGAGCCUCAUCUUCUCCGGGAGCCAGGGCAGGGGGCACGAGCGCCCCUCUCCCACCUCGGGGGCCCCCUCCUCUCAUCCCCCACCCUCUCCCAGCAUCUCCAUCCCUGGAAUGGGAAACAAGGCCUCAGGCCCCCAUGGCUUGGGCUCCCCACUGGUGGCUUCCCCAGCCUUGGAGAAGGGGCCGGGGGUCAGGGUCUCCAUGCUGUCAGCCAGCCCAGCAUCUGAUGUCAGUUACGUGUUUGGAAGCCAUUCCCUUCUCCGCUCCAGCAUCUCCAGCCAUCAGUCAUCUUCGAGGUCCUUGGAAAGCCCAGCCAGCUCUUCCUCCAGCCUCCACAGCCUUGGCCCAGUGUCCUUGUAUACGAGAGCCAGUGACCUCCAGGUCCCCAGCAACCCCACCCCAAGCAUGGGCCAGCCCAGAGCAACCCAUUCCUCACCACUGGCCAAGGAACAUGCCAGCAGCUGUCCCCCAUCCAUCACCAACUCCAUGGUGGAUAUACCUAUCGUGCUGAUCAACGGCUGCCCAGAACCAGGAUCUCCCCCAUCCCAGAGGACCCCAGGACACCAGGACUUUGUCUGCCCUGGGGCUACUUCUUCCAGCAACCUCUGUCCAGCCACCAGGAGCCACAGCCAGACCCUGCCAGAUGCCCCUCUCACCACAUCCCCAGAGGGUCCUGCCAGGGACAUGCAGCCCACCAUGAAGUUUGUGAUGGACACAUCUAAAUACUGGUUUAAGCCAAGCAUCACCCGAGAGCAAGCCAUCGAGCUGCUGAGGAAGGAAGAGCCGGGGGCUUUCAUCAUGAGGGACAGUUCUUCAUACCGAGGCUCCUUCGGUCUUGCCCUGAAGGUGCAGGAGGCCCCUGCACCUGCCCAGAACCGAACAGGCGAGGAUAGCAGCGACCUCAUCCGCCACUUCCUCAUCGAGUCUUCUGCCAAAGGGGUGCAUCUCAAAGGAGCCGAUGAGGAGCCCUACUUCGGGAGCCUCUCUGCCUUCGUGUGCCAGCAUUCCAUCAUGGCCCUGGCCCUGCCCUGCAAGCUCAUCAUCCCAAAGAAAGAAUUGGGAGGUGGAGACGGGGCCUCAGACCCCUCUGCAGACGGCCGGGCCUCCUGCCUGAAGAAAUCUGCGGGUUGCCAUGCCCUGUACCUGAGUUCCGUGAGCGUUGAGACCCUGAGCGGAGCCCUGGCCGUGCAAAAGGCCAUCUCAACCACGUUGGAGAGGGAUGUCCUCCCCACACCCUCCGUGGUCCACUUCAAAGUCACCGAGCAGGGCAUCACCCUGACCGACAUCCAGAGGAAGGUGUUUUUCCGGCGCCAUUACCCCUUCGCCACCCUCCGCUUCUGUGGCAUGGACCCCAAGCAACGGAAGUGGCAGAAAUACUGCAAGCCCUCCCGAAUCUUUGGGUUUGUGGCCAAGAGCCAGACCAAGUCACAGGAGAAUGUGUGCCACCUCUUCGCGGAGUAUGACACUGUCCAGCCAGCCUCGCAGGUCAUCAGCCUGGUGGGUGCUCUGCUGCAGGAGCCAGAAAGGAUGUAGGGGAGGGAGCUUCCUGUGUGCCUUCCUAGGCAUCACAGUGGGCUUGCUCAGGAUGCCCCCUCCACCCUGAGCAAGAGGCCUCUUACCACCCUGAUGGACCAAUCCCCUGGACUGGAGGAGAACGGUACCAAGUUGAAACCCUUGAACUCAGUAUGACCUUCAGCGGUGACCUUCAUCCAGACCCCCCCCCAACCCGGGCCUCAGUUUCUUUAACCUUAAAGGAGGCCAACAGACAGGAUCAGCUGUUCUUCUCAGACGUCCGUAGGCAUCUCAACAAGCUUCCUGUGAUUCUGAAGCACAACCACAUCUGAGGACCCCCACACGAAAAUAACCUCUGAAGACCCCUGACUCCAACCUCCUGGACACUCCCGACACACUAGCCUGAGCUAGAGACCCGUGACCCCUGCUUCAUGGCAAACGCAGGUACGGGGUUGGGACUCCUGGGCCCUGGCCCGAGGCUGGCCUGAGAGCAGAUGGGUUGCCAGCAUUGAGGACCAAAGGAGGGAUGGACUGACUCUCUUUCCCUCCAUACCUGUUCCUUUCCCCAUUUCCCUGACAGCUUAUUGAGCUGCUAUUCCCAGGGCAAAGCUAGAUCCGCCUGCCCUGGAUUCUUCAGCCAACGUGGCCCUGGUUGUUACGCAGGUUAACACGUGUAAACUUGCCCCCGUGGUCAGAGAUGACCCAGCUGUCCUCACGAUCUUGAUGUCUAAUCCCUUCCAUUGAAAAUGAGUGUCAGCUCCAUCUUUUCUUUCAAUUUCUCAUAAGCGCCUGUCCCACAACUGCCCUGGUGUUACUUGUGUCACACACCUGGGCGUGGUGGCAGCGAGACCUCUGCUCACUCAAGCAGACACAGGAGCUGGCUCUCUCUGGUUCUGCCUCAGCUCCAGUCUUGCUGAGUCCUCUGUGUUCCAACAAUACACACACACACACACACACACACUCACACACACACACAAACACACACACACACAGAGCCCUCUACGGUACUGUGGCGGCAACUGACCUCGUAACCGCAUGGGGGCAGCAGAGAGUCAAGAAUGCAAACAGGCAGCCACCCCAAGAGGCUUGGAGAAGCUGGGUGGUCUUUCCCGCCCCACCCACACCCCCCUCAACCCUAACCCUAACCCAUUAAGACCUCCAAGAAUCUGGAAUUGUUUGUCUAGCAGACCUGGGGUCCUAAGGAAACCAAACUAUGAGGGUAGAAGAUAAGACUCAGAAAAGAAGCCCGUUUUUGCUCCAUGAGGGACCAGUGCCUGCCCCCGCCCAGCUGGGGGCCCUGCCAGAGAAUCAUUAUCUUUGGCCAGAGCUGGGCCUGAAGGGUUAUUAUUUCAACCCAGAAAACCAAACUGGACUGAAGCGGCCCUGGGCUGGCGGGACUGGCUGAGACCAGCCCCCACCCCGCCCCGGCCUGUGGUCAGGCACUGCCCCACCCUGGAGACUACGGAAUCCAGACAAGGUUCUCAAGGUCACAGUGCCCAAGUUCUCAAGGUCACAGCCUGGGAGCUGGCAGAGAGCACCCCCCCCAUAUAUCUAUGGGGGCCUUGUAGCUCCCGUCAUGGAAAAUAAAGUGUCUGUCUUUGCGCAAGAGUUGGUCCUAC